Molecule: messenger RNA, 2199 nt
Organism: Mercenaria mercenaria
Lineage: Eukaryota; Metazoa; Mollusca; Bivalvia; Venerida; Veneridae
Exons: 9
Coding region: 601-1341 (246 amino acids)
Source: RefSeq, a predicted model, not a curated record
UGCAGGCUGAUCUUGGUCUGCACUGGUCGCAAAGGCAGAAUCAUUUGCCGCCAGCAGGCUUAAGGUUAAUAAGUUAAAAUUUAUAUCAAUAUGACUCCCACUCGUUAUUGAUAAACGAUAUUUGAAACAGAUGAUCAAAAAAUGUUUCUACUUAUUUGGGAUAUUUUUUUGAUUUUAUGUCAAUUUCAAGAGAUCAAAGGUUUGCAAGCUACAAAAGCGUAUCAUGCAUCGCAAGUUAAUUCUACAUGGAUAAAUUCGACGAGAAAAUGCACCCUUGGGACGCCACCAAUAGAGUAUACUACAAAAUCCGUUAAUAUUUCACAAGAAUAUGUUACUGAAGAUUUAUGGGUAGGCUAUCAUUUAGCGAAGACAACAUUUUAGUUUCUAGGCUGUUACCAGAUAGAAAAACACAAAACAUCACAUUCAUACAAUGGCAGUGUUCUAGGGUGGUGCUGUUCAGCUUGUGAACAUACAUUAUACAUCGGUAUAAGCACAGCAGGCUGUUUUUGUACUGAUACAAAGCCUACAACAGAUACUCAUCUACUAAAAUGUGAUCAACAGUGUGAUAAGCAACAUAUACCAUGUGGAAGAUAUAGCUAUAUGGCACUGUACAAAGUUACUUUGACUGAUAAUGGUAUUGAACGGCUCGGCGAUGAAGACCAUUAUUCACUGAACAUAUCCGCGCAUAGGUGUGUAAAACACAACGGCCAAAUUACAUCGUCUGAAAAGUUAUCACUGGGAAAUGGUGCUGGUCUUUGUUGGACGGUGAUCACUAGACGCAUUGUCAUUAUAAAAUAUAAUGCAUCUUCUUUUGACCUGACUACCUUAAGUAAAAUACCAUUUGGAUAUAUUUACAAAACUGCUGCCGGCCAAGUAAAGCUUGGAUUCGCAAUUAAUGCGCAACAAAAGAGAGCACUAUGUACAGGAGCCCAUUUUACGUCAACAGAUCAGUCUACAGACGGGAACCCAGGUGUUGCUAUUGGUGUCUCUGUCGCUACAGCAACAGUGUUCAUUGUCCUUGCCUGUGUGUUUAUUAUUCUUAAAAGACGAAAGAAACUACCAAAUUUGUGUUCAAAAGCGAUGCUGACUAACGAAUCACAUAGCACACAGCCAGAGAUUGAAUUGUCCACUAAAACAGUUCAUUGCUCACACGUAAAGCCGUCUUAUGACGUUUUUGAUAAAACAUGUAUGCAAAGUGUUGGCAAUCAAGACAACACUAAUGAUUCAAAACACUAUGCAGUUCUUGAGGGACAUGUUGUGACCUUGAUCAACAAAUUUAUCACCACGAAACGGCCAGUAAUGAUACAAACAAUUACUUUGUUCUUGAGAAAUGUGAUCUAGAUUUGAACCAGGAUGUAGCAGAUAUAAAGAAUGAUAGUAAUGAUUUACAUAAUUACUUUGUACUAGAGAAACAUGCGAGAGAAGCUUCUAAUGAAUCUGUCACUACGUGUGACGCAGCAAAACCAGGAAAUUAUUCGAAGGAAAUGUAUGGCGGAAAUAUUUAUAAUACAAUAAAGGAUACUGAAAAUUUAAUACACGAUCAUGUAUAUAAUACAACGAAGAAAGAAUUACAGAAAGGUGACGCAACAUAUGACACUGCAGAGAAGGCGCGUAAUAAAAUGAAAGCCAGUGCUGAUAAACACAACCACACUGACAGGAAGGCGCUAAAUAGGUCAGACAAUGUUGACGGCAUACCAUUACAACCAAACGAAUCAAAUAGAGAUGCCAAUCAGUAGUUUGGCAUGACAGAUCAACUCGAUUUAGACACGUAUAACCACUUAAACAGCAAGUCAACAGACAACAUCAAACCAGACAGUUUAUAUGGCCUACACCAUGAAAUGAAAGGUAAAUACAACAUGCGAACGAAUCCGGAGGAGGCCUACGCCAUAACGCACAGCGAGAAUGUGUUUACAAUAACUGAUAGCACUUACUCAAAAAUAGAAACGCAGUAUUAAUGUAGCAAUUUUUUAUAAAUCAUACGUGUGUAUAUCAAUGUGAUAGCAUAGUAAACAUGUUAUGUUAUCAUUCUAAAGCAUAAGCCACCCUUGCAUAACUUCUGUGUGCUUGAACAACUUUUUUGCCAUGUUUCUUAUAAUGGAACAGAUCUUCUUCAUACUUAGAUUAAGAAAAUAAAGAAUAUGUGAAUAUGGAAUAUCUGAAAUAAAUGUUGUUGUUUUUUUCAAUCGAUACUAACUGGAG